AUGCUAUUCGAUUGGUUUCGGGAAGCUUGUGUGGAAGCAGAUGUCAUCAGCUAUAAUGUUGCAAUCGGCGCGUGUGAUAGGGGCGGACAAUGGCAACGAGCGUUGUCAUUUCUGAUUGAUUUCUCCGAGGAGCCCUUCGAGCCAAACCUCCUCAUUUAUAACGCCGGAGUCAAGGCGUGCGCUACAGCUGGGCAGUGGGAGCAAGCGCUGUCAUUGCUCUGGGAAUCGUGGGAGGUGAGGUUGGAGCCAGAUGCAAACGGGUCGGCUUUGGUCAUCUAUAAUUCUGGCAUCAGCGCAUGCGAGAAGGGCGGGCAGUGGCAACAGGCGCUGAGUUUACUCAGAGACUUGCUGGAGGUGAGCUUGGAGCCACACGUCAACCUCCUCUGUGCUGCUGUCGAGGCGUGUGGUCGAAGCGGACAGUGGCAGCGCGCACUGUCGCUGUUUGGGGAGUCGAGGAACAUGCGGCUGGAGCUGGACGCCAUGAUCUACAGUGCUGCAAUGAGCGCGUGCACCACUGGUGGGCAAUGGCAGCAGGCACUGUCGCUGUUCCGGGAAGCCAAUGAGGCCGAGAUGGCACCGCACAUCACAUGCUACAACGCCGCAAUAAUCGCGUUCGGGAGAGGCCGGCAGUGGCAGCAUGCUUUCUCAAUGCUUCGGGAUGUGUGGGGUGCUAGCUUGGAGCCAAACGUUCUCAGUUAUAAUGCUGGAAUCAGCGCGUGCGCGAAGGACGGAGAAUGGUUGCACGCGCUAUCGUUGCUCCAGGAGAUGUCGGAUGUUAUCGAACCAAACGUUGUCAGUUUCACAUCGGGAGUCAGCGCGUUCGAGAGACAGGGGCAGUGGCAGCAUGCGCUGUGUAUAUUCGGUGAGAUGCGGGACAGAGACGUGGAUUCGAGCGCUAUCAGCUACAAUGCUGGAAUCAGCGCGUGUGCAAAAGGCGGGCAGUGGCAGCGGGCGUUGUCACUACUGAGGCAGUUGCUGAGAUCGAGAUUGGAGCCAGAUGUCAUCAGCUACAAUGCCGGGAUCAGCGCGUGCGAGAGAGGCCGGCAGUGGCAACAGGCGCUCAUGCUACUCAGAGAGUUGUGGUCAGUGGAUUUGGAGCCAGAUGUCAUCAGCUACAGUGGUGGCAUCAGCGCGUGCGAGAAAAGUGGACAGUGGCAGCAGGCGCUGUCGUUGCUCAGAGAAUUAUGUGAUGCGGCGGGGGCGCCAGACGCUACAAGUUAUAACGCUGCAAUCAGCGCGUGCGAGAAAGGCGGUAAGUGGCCGUACGCAUUAUUGUUGCUCCACGAGUUUCGUGGUGCGAAAUUGGAUCCAGAUGGCGUCAGCUACUGUGCUGGGAUCAGCGCCUGCGAAAAAGGUGGGAAGUGGCAGCAAGCGUUGUCGCUGCUCUCGGAUCUGCAGGAAGUGACGUUGAAGCCAGACGUCAUUAAUUAA
Molecule: messenger RNA, 1431 nt
Organism: Prorocentrum cordatum
Lineage: Eukaryota; Dinophyceae; Prorocentrales; Prorocentraceae
Source: the annotation of a GenBank genome assembly